GUUAAAGGAAUAUAUCCUACGAGAGAGAAACAAACCGUGAAGAAACACUGGCCAGCAAAAUGGCGGCGGGAAAGUGGUUCUGCUUCUCCCUAGCAUUCUCCCUGUUCGUCUUCACCCUUGGGAAUCCCGCCACUUGUACAGAAAAGGAGGGAAACUAUGACAGCGUCAGGCCAGUGCGGUGCACCCUUCCCGGGGGUGGGACUCUGUCUAACACCUUUACUACCUUCUCAUGGCAAAGACUGGAGAUGAUCGAUUACCAAACUGGGAUCCAGGCCAGCCAUUUUUCAGGAUUUUCGUCAGCUUCCACGGCUACAUUCGAUUCCUCUUACUCCCACUCGCUGACAAUCAACUGUAAAGCCGGCAUUUCUUCCUUCACCUUGGCUGCCAAUUCCUUCUCUCAGUUUCCAAACCUACAAGUGUUAGAGUUUGUAAAAUGCCCCAUCACGUCAAUUCCCGCGAACGCCUUUCCCGGACACUAUCUGGACCACCUGAUUUUUACUGGUGGAAAAAUUGACUCUGUAGAUGCCAAUGCAUUCAGUGGUCUCAACAUCAGCAAGCUGUCCAUCCCGGGUGCUGUUGGAGGUAUAACUAUCAACAGCGCUUUAACCGCGGGCCUUCCAGAAAAAGUGUUCGAUUCUUUGCAGUCUAUGGAAUAUCUUGCAAUUGAAGCCGCCUCGGUCAACACUAUCACAGUCGGCCAUGUUGGGAAUAUCACAAAUCUCCGGCAUCUAAGUCUCAGUGAGAAUCUUAUCACUAAUUUAACCAGUGGUAUAUUUACCAAUCUAAAGAGUCUGGCCUAUCUUGAUCUGAGGGAAAACAAAUUCACCUGUACCUGUACAGACCUUUGGUUCCUCAAAUAUGUUGCUGACAACUUCAUCACUAUGCUUGGAGGACCAGUGUGUGAUACUCCGGCCUCCCAUAACAAUAAAAGAGUGACUGUUUACGACUCAGAGAUUUGUGCGGUGGAAGAUGUUUGUGGGGAUACUGUUGGAAUUGCCAUGUCAGGCAACUGCAUACCGCUGUACCAGAUGAUGAGUUUUAUAAUGCUAAUCAUCAUCUUGAUCAUGUCCUGCGUGGCUCUUGGAUGCAUCUGUAAAUCUCGUAAAGAUCUCACGAGAAUUCAGAGAAGAAUGAAGAACAAACGUGCUAGUUCUUGGAAUAGGGUACAGGAGGCCAUGAAACAGAGAAGUGGAGCAAAACAAAAACCGCCAGUCGGAAAAAACGGAUGGGUGUGACAAUUGAAAACAAAGGUCAUUUACAAAAUGUUUCAAUAUAAAUAUGCAGAAAAACAUUAUAAGCACAACAUGGCUGUUUAUUUGGGGCAAUGGUGACAUUGUUAAUCAAGCUCGCUGGAUAUAUAUCUACAAUGUGCAUGUAUGAUUGUAUAAAGCUCGUUUCUUUAUUAAGCCACAAGGUUGUUAUUAUUUCCUGUUUUGUUUUUUCUGUAAUAAACCAUUUCAUGCUAAA
This is a messenger RNA of Magallana angulata, 1467 nucleotides long. Its product is annotated as toll-like receptor 4. Gene Ontology annotation, molecular function: protein binding. The record is from RefSeq and is a predicted model, not a curated record. Bases 60 to 1235 code for a protein of 391 amino acids. The transcript is spliced from 3 exons. Gene Ontology annotation, cellular component: extracellular matrix. Lineage: Eukaryota; Metazoa; Mollusca; Bivalvia; Ostreida; Ostreidae.